GUACCCAUUUUUUGCUAAGGUUUGGGUCUUGAAGAAAACUGUGGAACUUCAUGUCUUUGCAAGGAUUCCGUGUAGAUUGGUUGUCGGAAUUACAACCUACAACAGCACACCGCAUUUUUAUCAAUUUACUACCAUCACAGGGCAUAUAGAGUAUGUAUAACUAAUUUAACAAGUCACAAAACCACCAAAAAACACCAUCAAAUCGCACUAUAUAAUAUUAACCACGGUACACGUGAACUGCACGUUACGACAAUCCUGCCGCUGGUAACCACGAGACGAUAACUCUCCAGGUGACGUCACGAAGCUCCGUCCACAUGCGCAAUAUCCUAUCUUCAGUGUAUGUGUAUCGUGAGAUGAAAUCACAGAUGUGGAAUGAAUCACUUUAUUGACGUUUCAGCAACCAGCAGGAAUAGUAGUUGAUUAUUGAUGUUUAAGACAAAAGCCUUAUUUAUUGGCCAAACAAAGAGCGUGAGAUAGGCAGCCACUGUCUAUUGUUGAUUUUAUUUGCUAUUUAGUACUGUAGGUUGUGAACUUUAAUUCAUCUUUUUUGCAGAUAAUUUUAUGUCUGUGAAACAAUUAAAUAUUUCUCACAUGCACACGUACAUUGCAAAAUUAAGAAAUUAGAGUCUAUUAUUGAGUUCCAAAUAUUGCGUUUUUCAACUUUUACUAUAUUAUUAAGUUUGGUCUGCUUUGGUUAUGCCAAUAUAUGGAAUCACAUGAUGAACUGAGUAUUUUAUUUUCUGCUGCUAUUGGUAUUUAUUUUUCAACUUCGAUCUUUUCUUUCAUUCUUUAUUUUUUACUGCCAGACUGACUUGGUAGCUGAAACUUCAUUUAUUAGCCAAUUAAGAGAAAUAUAGCAGAAGUUAUUGUGUUUAUUAAGUUUGAUCUUUUUAUUUGCUAGUGCGUAAUCUAUUUGUUAUACUUAUAAAUCGUUAUACAAUGACUUGAAGUAUUGUGCCAAGUACAGUAGAUAAUGCAGCAUCACAUUUACAAAUCUUGUUUCUAAUUCCAAAAAUGUGCAUAGCUUCAUUUAUUGAAGCUAAAGUAGAUGUAUGUAUAGUAAUUUUCAAUUUGAACUAAAAGCAUUCAAAUUAUUCAUCCAAAUCGUAUAUGAUGAUAUUGAAUUCUUUAGUGUAGCAACUACAAACAUGUGCUUUGCUAUGUUAGUAUUUUCAGGAGAAAGGUCAAAGGAUCAGAGCCAGAUUAAAUGUCAGUUUUCAUCCAAACGAAUGUAGACCUAACUAUAUUGGCCAAAUACAUAAGUGCAAUGAUUCCUGAAAGUAUAUUUCAGAUGUUUUUGAGCCUGAGUGUAAAUUUACCAACGUUCUCUUUUAACUUGUUUCAGGGCAUCCAGAAAUCAAAUGUAGAUAGCGCGUUUAAGCCAUUAGUGAAAUACAUACAUCUAUUUCCCACAUUUUUGGAACUAGAACUGGGAUACGCGCCAUCUACGCAAGAAAUGGACAUUUUGUUUAACUGUGGCGUCCCCACACAUUUUUGUUACCCGCAAUAUUAUUCCAUCGACCGUACGGAUGAAAAACAAAAUAUAAUGGAAACGAUAGAAUUUUACGAAAAGAAGUUGAAACGAGGCGUAAAGAGCACUUAUAUCGAUAUGUGUUGUCGCGAAACGAAAGACUUGGACUUGGCUUUCUUCGGAGAACUUCAGGGUGAAAUAGCAGACUUUAUCAAAAACAGUGAUAUGAAUAGUGAGGUUACAGAAGAUGAGGGUUCGGAAGAUAUUUCGAAAAUGUACAAGGAGCUGGAGGACUUGAAGAGAGAAACUGCAGAAAAAGUACAGCAAGAUCUGGCACUUGCUGAGGAUAUCAUGAGGGAGUUAGAUAUUAUAAAAUGUGAGGCAGAAGAGGAUGGCGCUGGACCGUUGGUUUGUGAAUCUGAGGAGAUUGAGGAAGAGAGUUCUGAAUCGACAGUGAAUAGUGCAGAAUUAACAGGCAGUCGUCCCGAGGACCAAGAAGUUUCCGAAAAAACGAAAUUCACGGAUUCGGAGGUAGUUAGUUUACCUGGCGUAGAAGAGGACAUACGGAAUGUUGAUGAAGUGCAUAGUAUUACUGGUAGUAACAGCACAAAUCCGUUUUUAUCUGGUAUGCAUGAAGAAUCUGAAGAAGACAGUGGGCCGAUGGUGCUGAAUCCGAAUAACCCGUUCUUGUCGUACAUAACAGGUUCUCGACCAUCAUCUAAUAAUAGUAGUGAGUCUACCUCUUAUGAAAGUUGCGUUGAGGAAGUUACGGUUGAACAAACAUGGAUGGAUGAAAACAAAGAGGUCACUAUUGAACAGCGGUGGUUGAGCAGUGAUAACGAUGUUGUGCGAUUGGUGGAAUCUGUUUCAAUAACCAAUGCUACGGAUACUUCACAGGCGUCGACGGCAACACCGGAAAAAAGUUGUGGUUGUGCCAUCCAGACAAGCGAGAACGCAACUGGGCCUCUCAUUCCGCAUCAGGGUCCUCCCAUCCCUCCCAGUUUACCUUAUGGGGGUUACCAGCCACCCCAACAUUAUUAUCAACCUUGGUCGACUGCUUCAGAUUGUGCUCCAUUUGGGUACGGUCCCCGCUGUCCAGCACCAAGCUACGGUUAUCCUGACUAUAAUCCUAUGCAACCUUGGAUGAUGCAAAUGCUAUGGAGCAGGAUGCAGUUCAGAUCACAAUACAACCCGGGCAUGGGCCCAGCGUAUCACCAACAAGCUCCAUAUCAUCCGCAAGGAUCAUACCAGCAACAGUACCCGCCUAAAGCCUCCCUCCGACCUCCUCCAGGGUUUUAUCCGCCCCUACCUCUCCCAAGUAGACCACCUUCCGUGGAUACCUCAACGCCGACAACUACACCGUGUCCACCACCUUCAGCGCCCUCAAAAGCGAUCGACUUUUACGAAGCUUACAAUCAAAGGUUAAUGCAACAGUUGCACGAUAAUUAAAAUGGGCCUGAGGAGCUGUGACAGGACAUUCUAUUCAGAUCCAUUUUAUUCCUCGUCAGAGCAAACACUAACGCGUUAUCGAUAAGAGAGUAGAAUAGGGUUUUCUUUUGGCGAAACUGGUGUUGCACUGUUAUGUUUAUGUUCUUUUGGUGCGUGCUUUGAAUUAGUUAACACAUUGACUGCGAACUGGGAUGAGGAUACCCACCUCAGAAACUGAAAUACUUUUUUCCUUUUUUUGGAAGCCGGCAGAGAGCGUCGAAAGACGCCGUUCGCCUCCCACCACAGGAGCGGAGGGCGUCUUUUGACGCUGUUCGCACUGAACGUGUUAAUGCAAAAUAUCGCACGAACUGGACGAGCUCGUUCUAGUGUAGUCAACUGGCAACAGUGUCUCAUUUCACAGCUUUGCGAGCAACCAUGCUUUGCAGCCACCUUUCUCGUGUUUUUUUCUCAUUGAGCGUGCACACCACGAAAAACUAUGGCCAAUGCUGCUCGUGCUGUAAAAUGACCUCAAAUUUGACGCCUGGAAUACCAGUGGUGCUUUGACAGCGCUGCCAUGUUGUAGGUUUUUUCCUCAGUCGUGGGGAAUUUUUUGAGGAUAUAAUGUUCUGGGGGAGAUCACUCGUUUCGCGCAUAGAAAGCAUCCCCCCACUCUUUGAAGCAAAACUACCCCUUUCCAUAAUUAACUGUGAUUAGUGGAUUUUUUUGGGGGGAAAAUGUGUCUAACACAUUUGGCGACGCUGUGCUUUGACAGAUCCGCCAUAUGAACACUUUUCUCCUUUUGUAUAUUCUGCAUAGUUUUUUCAUCUCUUGUAUCGUCGAUAUCGAUAAAUAUCGAUAUUUUUAGUUGUCGAUAUAUCGAUAUUUAUCGGUUUUCCGAUAUAUCGUUGCAUCCCUAGUCCGGCCACUUGAACCUACCUGCAUGUAUCUGUUUUUUACACCUAAUUUUGAUGAAUGAUAAAUAAUACUAGAGCAUAUUACAGGAGCAUUGCCUCUGCCAGGUAAUCUAUUCUACUAUUAUUUAUCAUUAAAGUUUUAUCAAAAAACAGAAAGACUCUUAGGAAAGUGUCUGUCAAAGCAUAGCAUUGCCAAAAGGGUUGGACAGAAUUUUUGAAUCUGUCAGAAUUGCUAAUUUUCAAAAAAAAAAAUACCCAAAUCAAAGAUAAUUGAUGGAAAGGGGUAUGUUUGGUUCAAAGAGCGCAGGAGUGCUUUCCAUCUGCGAAACGUGUGAUUUAAACCAGAACAUUAUAUCCCCAAAAGAUUGUGGAAAUCCUCCAAAUUUGGGGAAGAUCCCCCAACAUGGCAACCCUGUCAAAGCACCACUGGUGCUCCAGGCGUCAUGUUUCGCGGUCGUUUUUAUAGCACGGACAGUAUUGCCGUAGUUUCUCCUGGUAUAUCGGCUUCACGGACAAGAAAUUAAAGAACACUUUUCAUUGGGAGAUGACGGCACGAGACAGGAAAUGAUAACGUUCUAUGUCCUCUUCGGGACAAAUUUAGGAUAAACUGGGCAGAGAGUUUCAAACGAGGAAAGAGCACCAGCUUUAUCAGAAGAAAAGGUUAGAAGUAUUUGCAAGUUCAAGGAUCUAGUGUUCACGUGGGGAUAAAUCAGAUUUGAAUUGAGUUUAUGUACGUUGUAUGGUUGAAGCUUAGGUCAAAAGUGAUGGGGCAAUCAGACAGAUAGUUUAUUCAAACAAUAAAAUUAAAGUUAAUUUAUUUGACGUUUGGUUGCCGCAUGAUAAAAUUUUUCUUGAAAUGAAGAAAGCCGUGUUCCUUACUGACAUGCUAAUAUUUAAGGAGGUGGUUCUUGGAACAAAAUCAUAUGAAUAUAUGUCCUAAAUGUCUUAACCUUCGAUAUACAGACUUUAUUCCGAAAACUUUACCGCCCUAUUUCUCAAAGGUCAAGACGUUUAGGACAUACGGUCAUGUGAAUUUUUUUCUUAAAAGGGGCCCACGACUCAUUUUCUUAAAUAUUAGCAUGCGAUUAAGGAACUACCUGUAUUUAAAAAAAUAUUUCGAUCGUGUUUUAAUAUGGACGAGUAGGUUAACGAAGGUUAAUUCUGAAAAAGAUUGUCACUUUAUAUAUUUGCCCUAAUGCUUUUGAUCAAGGCUGCAUCUAAAGUACUAAUCGCAGUUUGACGAUAUGUGCAUUAUUUUGUACAAUGACUUAUAGAGAUCUCCCUGUUGUGAUGGAAUGAAUUAUGUGUCUUAAUGCAAUCUUCUGUAGCUCUGUUUUGCAUAGAAGCAAAAUUUGUAUUUUUAUACAUUAUAAAUGUGAGUUUCCAUGCUUGUUUAUAGUAUAAAAAUUGUUUUCUUUAUGGUUCGUUAAAAAAAGUUAAUUUGCGCCUAUUUUGUAUAUUAUUACUGAAAACUGCUAGUUAUUUAUUUUAGAUCUGUAUGUUCCGCAUCGGUACAUUAUUUUAAGCGUUGAUUUCUUUU
Acanthoscelides obtectus is the source of this 5353-nucleotide messenger RNA. Lineage: Eukaryota; Metazoa; Arthropoda; Insecta; Coleoptera; Chrysomelidae. The record is from the annotation of a GenBank genome assembly.